AAUAUACAGUAAAAGUUAAGCCCUCCUAUAUAGUCGUACUGUGGGUAUAUUAGGAAUGUGUGAACGUGUUUGUGUGUGUAGUUAUUAAAAUUGCGCCAGCCGAUAUUUUUCCUAACCCUCGACUCGAUAAUGUGCUGAUUUUUCAAGCUUCCCAAGGAUCAAUUGUUACCUGGUUAUGAAGUCGUGCUAGCUGUAAGCUCGAGGAUCUUAGCUGUCAGCGCGUGCAACGCAGUUGUCAGGAAUACAAGGACAACAUAACCUCAAUCGUGAUGUUAGGUGUCUCAAUCUUAGCGCGGAGGAACGAUCCGUGUUGCGAGUUUGUUUGUUGUGGUUUCCAAUUUUCACUUGUUAUUCAUUGUUGUGCAAAGUGACAAGUUUACAGUAAACGUAUACAGGGUUUUCGCGCGUGCUGGUUUUUCUUGGCAGUGUUCAGCCUACCUGGUUAACCGAUGACAUUCAAUUGUGUACUAUUAUUACAACUAGACUUGUUUCUAAUUGGUACUUUACUGUAACUGCGAGUAUCUUAACUGUCUGAUGAUGCUGUAGUAAGUCAAUAAAUUACUCUAGUUGUUACUGUCAUAAGUUGUGCUGCAUCUCGGAAUCAUAAGAAUCGGAGGAGCAUUUGAACUUCUUUGUUUACACAACAAUGAAUAUCUUUUCACAAAGUGCUAAUUCCAGUGUAAGUACUUGUAGUUUGAUAGGUAAAUGUUCCAGACAGCACAUAAAUUCUUGAUCAAGCUCUGUGUGCACAAAUUUGUUUAAAAAGCUUACUAUAUUUACAUGUUGUAUUAUAGAGAUGUAACAUGUAACAAUUUCUGGUUCAUAACAGUAAGCAUUAAAUUUUUUUGUACACGUUGUUGAUUUGAAGGUCAAAAUUUUUGUGCAAUGGAGUUUUUUCAAGUAUCUACAACUGCCUUUAACAAAGUCUGAGCGGUAAAAAAACAGAAGUAAUAAAUUCAUAUACAUCUUAGUUAUUAUGCAGCUUGUGAAAGGUACAAUAAAAACAUUUCUCAAUGAAGAUCCUAAAUUCAAAGCAUCCAACCAUGGACAAUAAAUUAAAAUUCUCAGACCGCUUCAAGGUCUUUGUAAAUUCAGACCUGCAAAAAGGUGUUGAUCCAUAUGUAUUCAAUGACACGGAGCAGCCGCUUGUUGUGUCGACAGGCGGCAAAAACAUCAAACUAAUUGCUCCAAAGAAUUCAAAAACACCAAGCACCAACAGAAACAAAUCCAGGGGAAAGGUUUUAAAAACAAAAAUCAAGACAGAGUCCAAUCUGUUGACUGAGAUCAAAACAGAACCAAGAUCAGAUAGUAGUUGUAAUAUGACUAAAAGCCAUUAUGCACCGACCCAGUUGAUCCUUCAAAAGAAAGAAAAGUACAUCAAGUUGCUGCAAAAGUACAAAGAAAAGCGUAUAGAUAGGGACCACACUCUCCAGUACUACCCAAGGGCUGGUGAGGAGUUAUCCGAUAGCGAGUCCAGUAGCGAUGAGCUUCUGACUUAUCAGCACCAUUGGUACUCUGGCACGACGGACUUUUCGUCGACCAGAUCGAGCCGACUGGCUAAUGUGAGGGUACAACUUCAGCGCCAAUUGUACCAGCUUCAAUUCAAGGACGAGGAGCAACAGCAAGCUUUAAAGAAGAAAACUCGUUACCUGCUGCAGGCUGCCUUGCGCGACCCAACAGCUACCGCGAGGAUACUGAGCGGCUCCAAGUCGACGGUCAUAGACGGGCCUUUGAUAGUGGGAAGUCCCUGCGGAGCCGAGGGCUGCCAGCAAACUUCGCUUCCCUGCACUCGACACUGCUCCCGUCACAUCAUGCUUAACAGUGACCAGCUGCUCUUUGAGCACUGCACGGCCAAGUUCAGCGACAACACGCAGUGCUCCGUGCCGGUUUUCGACGUGGCACACGAGUUGCCUCUCUGCCCAGAGCAUGCGAGGAAGCGCGACAACUACCAUCGCAAGUCCCAGGAGUCCAAACCAAAGAAGGCACGCAGCAAAAAGCCGAGCUCUCCCAACAUCGUCUCCUCAGCGCCCACAAUCGCGACGAGCACGACGAGCACGACAGUCACACCUGGUGUGGGUACCGUUGUGGCUUCGGCUGGAGCUGUGUCCGCCGGUGCGGUGAACCCAGCAAAACCCAGCAAAUCCAGAUCUAGACCCAAGAAAAGGAAAAGGCCGCCGUCGACCGGCAAAUUGGAAGUCAAAACGAUCCCUCACCAGCCAAUCGCUGAACAAAUUGUGCCCCCAGUCAUGCCCUCAGUCGUUCCAACGAACCACCAUCACCUGCUACCUGACGAGAAUCACUUUACGAAUCACAUGAUUUCCAACAACGAAUUGACCUCCAAGACUUUGAACAAUCUGAACACUCUCGCUCAAGAAUUGCCCAAUCAGAUGGGGGCUCUGAAUAAUUUGAAUAAUAUGAAUAAUUUGAAUAGCUUGAGUAACUUGAAUAAUCUGAACAACCUCAGUAGCAUGAAUAAUCUGAAUAAUUUGAAUAAUUUAGGCUUGGAUGUUGGAUCUUUGGGACUUGGGGCUGGAUUAAAGGUGGAAUUGGAUGAUCAUGAGGUGUUUGCCUCGCUGGAUCAUGCAACUGAACAUGACUUUGAGAAUGUUCUUAACAGUUUGCCAGCAGAUGCUUUCAAUGACUUAUUCACAGAAGGAAGAAAUGGCGAAUAUGAGCCGUCUCGCGAGGAAGAGGAGGAACUGGAACGUGCCGUCGAAGCAUUUGACAAGGAUGUUAGGAAUAUUGAGCGUAUGGGUGGUACACACGGGCUUUUAGAGCCAAGUCUUCUUGUCCAACUCAUGUCGGAUAUAGCUUCGUAGUCCACGUCGCCUUGCUAAGCAUUAACUGUGCACACGUUCCUUUUCUCUUUUGUUAAAGUGUAUAUUCAAAAUGACAAAUGCUUGUCGAUGCUGGUGCUGUGUAAAUUCACCAUUUUUUAUUUUAUUUUAUUUUUUCUUUAGAUUUCAGCACUAGCUUUUCGACAUUCUUGUAUGAGCGAACCAACACUAUGUUGUUCGACGUUGCAUA
Molecule: messenger RNA, 3027 nt
Organism: Copidosoma floridanum
Lineage: Eukaryota; Metazoa; Arthropoda; Insecta; Hymenoptera; Encyrtidae
Product: zf-C3Hc3H domain-containing lethal (3) L1231
Cellular component (GO): nucleus
Source: RefSeq, a predicted model, not a curated record